AUGUAAAAUAAAUUAAAUUUAUGUGCAGUGUGUUCUUUAAAAACAACGUUAGGAUGUUCUCAAUGUAAAUAAGUAUUUUAUUGUUCUGUUGAACAUUAACGUACACAUUGGACAAUUCAUUAAUAAUCUUGUCAAUCUCUUAAAAAUUAAGAUAAUAAAUAGAUGGAUGAUACAUUGAGUAAGAGUCCUGCAUCUAAGCCAUAGAGAUUAGAAAUUUAAUAGACAGUUUAACCUAAAUCAGAUAAGAAAUUGAUUAUGAAUGAAAGAGAUAUAUUGAUGGAGGAUCAUGAUCGUUAUAGAUAGAUUUCUAUAAGAUUAUUAUCAUAAAGGGAUUAUUAGGAUGGGAUUUAAUAAAUAAGAAAAGCAAUUGAAUUAGCAUAAAAAUUAGAGUUAAUUGGAGGUAAAGAAGACACCUAUGAGAAGAUAGCUGAUUAAAUGUUAUUGGUUAGAGGUAUGAUAAUAUAAAAUGUAGCUUAAAUCAAAUUACUUGAAUUAGAAACAGCCAGGAAAACAUUAAUCACAAUUUUUGAGUAGGUCAAAUAAUUGACUUAAACAUAAUAAAAGAAUGAUUAAAUAAAAGUGUCAAACAUUCUUAAAGUUAUGGCCUAAUUAUUCUAUGAGACUGGAGAUUAAAGAUAAUGUGAGUAAGCAUACGUUGAGUAUACAUUAAUGAUAGAGAAAUGUUAUGGAGAAGAAGUAAAUAUAAAUUAUUAUUAAUUUAGAGUAAUUAGACAGGUAAUGCUUACUUUUUAGUUGGAACAUUCUAUUUGUAACACAAACAUUAUACAUAAGCUUUAGCAUGUUUUAAAAGAGCUUUAAAUAUUAGAUCUAAUUUCAAUCCUAAUAUGGAAAGUGUAAGUGAUUGUUGGUAUAAUAUGGGUGUAAUCUACAAACAACAAAAUAAGAAAGAUUAAGCAAUCGAUUUUUUAGAGAAGGCUUUAAAAUUAAGAAGAUAAAUUAUUGGUUAGAAUUCUUUACAAGCUGCUGUUUGUUUAGAAACCUUAGGUAAAUUACAUAUCUAAUAUAAUGAACAUUAAAAUGCUUAUAAUAGAUUAUAGGAAUGCUUUAACAUAAGAAAAUAAUUGCUCAAAAAUCCAUAACAUUAAGAGAUUGAAAGAGUCUCUAAACUUAUUUCGAUUUUAUAUUAGAAAUUAUAAGAACCAAGUUACAACAAAUAAAAUGCAAAUUUAUAAGCCACUAUUUUAGAGAAUAAUUAAAACAGAACUUUAGAAUUUGAGGAAUCUGAGAAACAAGAAAGAAGCAAUUCCUCUCCUUCAAGAAAGAGAUCCUAAUUAAAAAGUGAUCAAAAGUUAUCAUAAUUAUUGAAUAUUUCAACUAAUCUUUUAGAAUCUUUUAGCAUUGAUUAAUUAAUCCAAUUGAAAUUAUUGCAAUAAGAAUUAAUCAAAUAUAAGAAUAGAUAGGAACAACAAUAAAUUAUUAUAGAUAGUUAAUUUAUGAAUACUUUAUCAUCUAUCUAAUACAAUCUAUUGAGAGAAUAAAACCCAUAUAUGUUUCAACAAUUGCAAAUUACAAAGCAAGAUGAGUUAUAGAGUGAAUAUGAAAGUGAAAGCAAACCAUCUAUUGAUCAAAAGAUGUAUACAUCUAAUCAAGGUAAGAUAUAAUUGUGAUGAUUAUAUAUUUAAUAGAGCGUUAACAAAAGAUUAUCCAGCUUCUAGGAGGCUUUCGGAAAUUAUUAAACUGAAGUCUACAACAAUCAAACUGUAUAUCUAUUACAUAAUCUUUAGGAUGUGAAAGAGAGAAGUGAUUCAAGAAAAAAGACUUUUACUUUUUAUCAAAAUAAACAAUGA
Messenger RNA from Paramecium sonneborni, 1808 nucleotides. The record is from the annotation of a GenBank genome assembly. NCBI's taxonomy places the organism in Eukaryota, Ciliophora, Oligohymenophorea, Peniculida, Parameciidae.